Messenger RNA from Ziziphus jujuba (common jujube), 2327 nucleotides. Its product is annotated as protein HESO1. Lineage: Eukaryota; Viridiplantae; Streptophyta; Magnoliopsida; Rosales; Rhamnaceae. The transcript has 11 exons. The record is from RefSeq and is a predicted model, not a curated record. Gene Ontology annotation, molecular function: RNA uridylyltransferase activity. Bases 430 to 1857 code for a protein of 475 amino acids.
UGCGCGCAGCAUUUUUAUCCAACCGGCUGCUUUGUGUGAGAAAGUGUGUUUGGUUUGGGUGAAAAAAAAAAAAAAAAAAAAAAAAAAGGGAAAAGAUUCGAGCUCGAAAAGCAAUAACGCGUCAGACCCUGUACUAGUUUCGUCGCUCACUGUCUGUCUCUGAUUCUUCGCGUCUUCGUACCGAUUAUAAUGAACCCUCACAAAAAAAGAUGGUAAUGUAAAUUUGUUGGAAAUUAUACAAAACAAUUUCCAGGGGAAAAUGUAGGAGAGUGCACACUCGAUGUAUGGAUCUACUAUUCCUAACUCUGAGAGCAAAUCUCAAAUAUCAAUCGGUGGUUGGUAGACCAAGGGCUUUGAGGUUCGAUUUGAUGAUAUGUUAUCGUAUGCUUUUGAUGGUGCAUUAUUCCUGACAGAAAAAAGUCCUAAAAGAUGAGUGCCUAUAGCACAUUGGAGCAUACUCUCAGGGAAAUACUGGUUACGGUUAAUCCCUUACAUGAUGAUUGGGCGACACGAUUUCGAAUCAUUAAUGAAUUACGAGGAGUUGUUGGAUCUCUGGAAGUUUUAAGAGGUGCAACUGUGGAGCCAUUUGGUUCAUUUGUGUCUAAUCUCUAUUCACGGUGGGGGGACCUGGAUAUUUCAAUUGACUUAUCCAAUGGUUCAUUUAUUUCAUCUUCUGGAAAAAAGCACAAACAGAAUUUGUUACGACAACUGCUCAAAGCCAUGAGACAGAAAGGUGGAUGGCACAGCUUGCAAUUUAUCCCCAGUGCAAGAGUGCCUAUUUUGAAAGUUGAAAGCAAUCUGCAGAACAUAUCUUGUGAUAUUUCAAUUGACAAUCUGCAAGGUCAAAUGAAGUCCAAGUUCUUGUUUUGGAUCAAUGAGCUAGAUGGACGCUUCCGUGAUAUGGUUUUGCUGGUAAAGGAAUGGGCCAAGGCACAUAAUAUCAAUAAUCCAAAAGCUGGGACUUUCAAUUCAUACUCUCUCAGUUUGCUUGUGGUGUUCCAUUUUCAGACGUGUGUACCUGCUAUUUUUCCACCUCUUCAAGAUAUAUAUCCGGGUAAUAUUGCUGAUGAUCUUACAGGUUUGAGGGCUGAUGCAGAGAAAUAUAUUGCGGAAACAUGUGCUGCAAAUAUAACCAGGUUCAGAUUAGACAAAAUGAGAGCAGUUAACCGAAGUUCUUUGUCUGAGCUUUUCAUUUCUUUCCUUGGAAAGUUUUCUGACAUUAGUUUAAAGGCCUCAAACUUGGGAAUUUGCACAUACAGGGGACAGUGGGAAUACAUUGAAAGCAACACGAGAUGGUUGCCUAAAACAUACGCAAUUUUUGUUGAGGAUCCUUUUGAGCAGCCACAGAAUACUGCAAGGGCUGUUAAUUCGAAACAAUUGUCAAGGAUAUCUGAAGCAUUUGAAUCAACCUAUCGUAGGCUUAUAUCAGUGCAUCCAAGUCGGAAUUCCCUCCUUGACACAUUAGUCCAACCGAAGACAUUGCGCUUUAUUUCUAGGGCACCUGUUAGGAACCACAGUCACAAUGCUGGUUAUGAUGAAUCAACUAAUCCACAAUGGCAAAGAUCAGAGCACUUACAAUUGCAGAACCGAAGUAGUAAUGGUGUCCGCUACCAAACAACUCGUCCCCAGUUGCCAAGGACUGGAUACUUUCAUCCACAGAACUCCAGUGACGGUGGCCGCCACCAACCAUCUCCACAGACACACACGGUAAUGAACUCAUCGUCACAAGUUCAUCCUCAAUUUCAGAAUGUGAGGCAUGAAGGCCAUUAUAACAAUGCCUCCACAAGGAAACCACCUCUUCAAACACAUUACAACCAGGGGCAGCAGCGAAGAUGGAGACCAAGAUUUGAUAAAUAAUGGUAGGUGUGAAUCACAAUUCCUACAGCUUUUUGGUGCCUGCUUCACCAGAAAGAGUGAAAUAGUAAUAUAAUAAGAUGGUUUAAUGCCCAUUAAGAAACUUAAUGCAGUGUCCUGGGCUUCUGGCAUUCUAGUAAAGAACAUGAUUGACUUCCUUUUGCUGCAUUAGAUCUUUUCCAAUACUGAAGACAAAAUUGUGUCCAGAUGGGUUUUCUAUUUUUAUUUUUUUUGGCAUGGGUAAAGGGAAGUGCAUUUUCAAUUGAAUGUUUCUAGUGGUGGAUUGUUGUUCGACUUUCCGAGGUUUUAGUUAUGAGAUAGAACCAAGUGGAGCAUGGCCAUAUUGUUGAAGAGUGAAGAUAGAUACAUACUAGUUCUUGCUUGCAUUUUGUUCCCAUUUCUGGAUCGAAUGCAAUAAUAUGUGUUCGAAUUGAAAUAUAUAUCUAUAUAUAUAUAUAUAUAUAUGUUGUGUA